This is a messenger RNA of Thunnus maccoyii (southern bluefin tuna), 2104 nucleotides long. It is a transcript of the gene trim65, whose product is annotated as tripartite motif containing 65. Lineage: Eukaryota; Metazoa; Chordata; Actinopteri; Scombriformes; Scombridae. Gene Ontology annotation, molecular function: zinc ion binding; protein binding. Bases 166 to 1728 code for a protein of 520 amino acids. The transcript is spliced from 8 exons. The record is from RefSeq and is a predicted model, not a curated record.
UUUUGCGUCUGUCGACUUUCCUGACAGGCCGUGAAGGCAGCCUUUUUGCGUCUAUCGACUUUCCUGACAGGCCGUGAAGGCAGCACUCUUGCGUGUGUCGUCAUCAGGGAAGCUUCAGUGCUCUCAGUCAGAUGCUCUGCAUGAAUGUCACUGCUGAAGUGAGAGAUGUCUGCUCUUUCUUCAGAGAUGGAGACCCACAAUUUAAACCUGACUUGUGUCAUAUGCCUGGAUCGGUUCCGAGUCCCUGUAACCAUCCCCUGCGGACACACCUUCUGUCAAAUGUGCAUUACUAUCCACUGGGACACAAAGAGCAAGUCUGACAUUGGACCUCAUUGUCCCAUCUGCAAUGAGAAGUUUCCCACCAGGCCCGUUCUCAAGCGUAAUGUGUCCCUGUCAGUCCUGACUGAGGCUGCAAACAGCACCGGCCCCUCCUGCAGAGAGCCACACAUGAGGGGCAGCGAAGGUGCGAGAGCCAUGCUGCUGUGUGAUCGCCAUAAAAAGCCUCUGGUUUAUUACUGCAAGCAGGACAAGAUGUCUGUGUGCUGCGAAUGUGGUAUCACUGAGUGCGUAAACCAUGAUAAGGUCUUGUUGGAGGUGGAGAGGGAAAAUCAAGAGCUGCUGCUGGAAAGGAAGAGUAAGGAGGUGGGGAAACUCAUUGAAGAGACGGCGAAAAGUAUCAACGAGUUGGCCGAGAAUAUCAACCAAGCUAAGGUGACUCUUCAGCAGACUUCUACCUGGGUGAAUGUCAAGUUCUCCACCCUGAUAAAAGUACUGUCUGAGAAGCAGGAGACGACAGAGCUCUUCAUCGAGGAGCAGAAAGAGGCCGCCAUCUCUGAGGCGGAGGCACGGCUAGCUGAACUAGAGGAGCGCGCUCAGAAACUCACAGAGAGCCAAGGCCAGAUAGCAGCGCUGCAUACCCUCCCUGAUACAGAGCUUAUCAAGGAAUCAAUGCUGGUAGAAGUUCCACGUUUCGAGGAGAUCCCCACAGACAUACCGCCCAACCUGCAGGAGCGGUUAAAUGGCGUCACAGAUGUCCUGUCCCGAGUCUCCAAGAUGGUGUCUGAGGACUUGGAGAAAGCUGUGAGCACCGCUGUGGGUCAGGACAAAGAAGGUUCUCCUCAGGACAAGAGGCCGAUCCUCGCUGUGGUUCCCAGUCCGGCUGCUCCGUGCCACCCUGGAGGGAAGGAAGGCCUCAGUGCUUACCGAUGCUCUCUGACCUUCGACCCUCGCACGGCCAACGGGCACCUGUUUCUGUCCCAGGAGAACAGGAGGGCGGAGCACCUGACCUCCGGGCCGCGCCCCGUCCCCGCCCAUGAAGCGCGCUUCGACCACACCUGGCAGGUGCUCUGCUUUCAGGGCUUCACACACGGACAACACUACUGGGAGCUGGAGGUGUCCAAGCCGUGGGCCUACCUCGGGGUGACCUACGAGACCAUCCCGAGGAAGGAGAAGGGCAAGAGGUGCAUGGUGGGUAUGAAUGAACUGUCCUGGAGCCUGCAGCUGGACGAGCGGCAGCUCAGCGCCUGGCACAACGGCCGGCGGGAGACGGUGGCCGGCCACUCCCAGCACAGCCGCAUCGGCAUGCUGCUGGACUACGAGGCGGGGACGCUCACUUACUACGGAGACGGGCAGACCAGGCUCCACGCCUUCCACUGUGCCUUCACCCAGGAGCUGUUCCCCGCCUGCUGGAUCGGAGAGGGGGUCAGCAUCACCCUCUGCUCCACAUGAGCUGACUGUGAAGAAGAGAAGCACUAUCAAACAUGGGCACUAGCUGACUCAACAUAGAAGACCCCUCCUCUCCCCUCCCCCUUAACUAUUUAGGAGGAUUUUUAAAUCUUUUUUUUUUUUUUUAAUGACUGACUUCUUAAUUGUUCUAAGCAGAAGAAGUGACUGAGAUGAGAUGAAACUUUAUUGAUCCCCGCUGGGGAAAUUCACUCGUUACAGCAGCUCAAAAUCAUGUGUGAUGGGCUUUUUCUCCCCAAAACUCGCCUCUUUGCUGCGGCUUAUUUGCAUUGUUAAAUACCAUAUGACAAUGAUGUUGCUAUGGAAACGGUCACAAACUCUGGUCCUGAAGAGUUUGGAGUUCAAGGACAGCACUACUUCA